UGCCUGGCCGUGCAUUGUACCAUCUUCUUGCCACUGACGGCAAUGGCAGGAUCAGCUAGCGCCGCAGGUCUUCGCAUACCGUCUAUGCGCUCCAGCUGGCGGGCUGUUGGUACGAGUGCUAGCAGCACCCUCCUGAGAGCCGCUCAGCCGCCAUUGGCUGCCUCCUUUUCUUCCGCUUCUAGACGUCACAAGCCCCGAGCAGUGGUAGAGACCCCGGCUUUCCCAUGUCUGGAUGCAAACGAAGCCAGGACGCAACGUCUCUUGUCUCAGCAAGGACCGGAACUAGAUGAUGCUGCUGCUGCAAGCUCAACCUCGACGUCUUCAUCAGCAGGCCCAGAGCCAAGCUACUCCUUUGUUACCUCUGGCUACAAGACGUACCACCACGCUGAGCCCCUUCCUCUCGAUUAUGGCGGUAUCUUGCCCGAGUACGAUAUCGCCUAUGAGACCUGGGGUCAACUCAACGAACGCAAAGACAAUGCCAUUCUCAUACACACCGGCCUCUCGGCUUCAUCGCAUGCCAAGUCGCAUUCGGACAACACUGCGCGAGGUUGGUGGGAAGAGUUCAUUGGCCCUGGCAAGGCACUUGACACAGAUCGCUUCUUUGUCAUCUGCACAAACGUUCUCGGGGGCUGCUAUGGCUCCACCGGACCCUCAUCAGUCCACCCUCUAGAUCCUGAAGGCGGCCGCUACGGAACUCGCUUCCCAAUCCUGUCCAUCUUUGACAUGGUAAGAGCGCAAUUCCACCUUUUGGACAGCCUGGGGGUUCGGACCUUGUUCGCCAGCGUUGGGUCUUCGAUGGGAGGCAUGCAGAGCAUCGCAGCUGCCCAUCUCGAACCCGAGAGGGUGCAGAGAGUCAUCAGUAUCAGUGGCUGCGCGAGAAGCGGACCCAGCAGCAUUGCCCUUCGCUUUGCUCAGAGGAGUGUGCUGAUGUCUGAUCCGAACUGGAAUCGCGGUCAUUACUAUGGCCCUAACAAGUUGCCGCCGCACACCGGCAUGAAGCUGGCGCGACAGAUUGCCACGAUCACCUACCGCUCUGGGCCAGAGUGGGAGCAGCGCUUCGGAAGGAGAAGGCGGAAAGCAGUGGUGAGCAGUGAGGGCUCUGCGGGCUCCUCUUUGACGGGUCCGAGUCUGCAAGAAGCGGAUCCAGCCCUGUGCCCCGACUUUGAAAUUGAGUCAUACAUCGACUAUCAGGGGGAGCAAUUCUGCCUCAAGUACGAUGCCAACUCAUUAAUUUACAUCAGCAAAGCCAUGGACCUCUUUGACAUGAGCGACGAAGCUCUGGAAGAUCUAGAUGAGAGGCGUACAAGAGCUCACGGCACUGCCGAGGAGAGUGGUAUUAGAGGAUUGGCAGGUAGCAUCUACGGUGAAAAAGAAGGAGACACGAGUGCGCCUCAGAGGAAACACAUUAGGACUCUUUCUUCUCCCUCAGCACACUUUUACCUGCCAUCGCUGACCAGGGGUCUGUCGCGGUUGGUCAAGACUCCGACUUUGAUUAUCGGUGCUCAGAGCGAUAUUCUAUUUCCCAUCGAUCAACAGAGGGAGCUGGCGGAAUGUCUGAGGAUGACGGGAAAUCGCAAGGUGAGGUACUCGGAGCUGGAUAGCCCAACGGGACAUGACUCGUUCCUGAUAGACGUCGAGAAUGUGGGAGGACAGAUCAAGGGGUUCUUGUCGUAAAGCAAUGUCAUGCAAUCAACGUGUGUCCCACUUGUAGCCUGCCUUGUGUGAGGCUCAUACGAACGAGCACCGUUGAUUGUGGUU
Messenger RNA from Microstroma glucosiphilum, 1758 nucleotides. RefSeq names its product homoserine acetyltransferase. NCBI's taxonomy places the organism in Eukaryota, Fungi, Basidiomycota, Exobasidiomycetes, Microstromatales, Microstromataceae. The record is from RefSeq and is a predicted model, not a curated record. Gene Ontology annotation, molecular function: L-serine O-acetyltransferase activity; homoserine O-acetyltransferase activity. The transcript has 2 exons. Gene Ontology annotation, biological process: L-homoserine metabolic process. The coding region runs from base 85 to 1674 and encodes 529 amino acids.